Molecule: messenger RNA, 5123 nt
Organism: Anguilla anguilla (European eel)
Lineage: Eukaryota; Metazoa; Chordata; Actinopteri; Anguilliformes; Anguillidae
Product: inward rectifier potassium channel 2-like
Exons: 2
Coding region: 655-1944 (429 amino acids)
Biological process (GO): potassium ion import across plasma membrane; regulation of monoatomic ion transmembrane transport
Cellular component (GO): plasma membrane
Molecular function (GO): inward rectifier potassium channel activity
Source: RefSeq, a predicted model, not a curated record
GUCUCCACCAGCCGCUAAACGCGCACACUCCUGAAAUGUGAUUGGCUAGUUUGUCCUAAUGGGGCGGAGAUAAGCGGAACGCGGUGUUAAUAAUACUCCCAGCGAUGUGAAGUGAAACUCUCAGUCAUUGCUGUGACGAAUGGAAAGGCUGUGUUCGCUGGCAUAACUUAAAUUGGUACUUAGGCGUCUUCAGAAAAACUCAACAAGCAUAUGGGGAUAAGGCAAUAUAAUCAAGUUGUGGAUAUGCGUGGAUAUUGUCUUUCGAUAUCUCCGAGGAUGCAUUAGAAGUCAGUGGUUUAUUGUCGCAGAUGAUCAACAGCACACUUGCCUGAUGAGAUCCGGAGUGCCGGAGGCAAAGGUCUGAGAGACUCUGACACCCUUCGGCUUGGCUGUCGAAGCCGGCAGAGGCGACCACCCCCCCCCCCCCCCCCCACUUCCUCGCGACUUCCUGCACUCGGCACAACCUACGGAUUCUGGCCCCCCCAUUCCCCCUCGCCCCCUUCACCACCCCCUGGUCCUGCCCGGUCCUUCCCAUUUCCCGUGCGUGCUGGACCCCGCGAGAGUUCAAAACUGUUUCUCCAAAGGUUCUUCCAAAAACUCAGACUGUUCUCCAAGGCGGACUUGGCGCAGCCGUCCCCGGCGCAGGGGGAGGCGAUGGGCAGCGCGCGGACCCACCGCUACAGCAUCGUGUCCUCUGAGGAGGACGGCAUGAAGCUGGCCACCAUCGCCGUGCCCAACGGCUGCGGCAACGGCCAGGGCAAGGUGAGCACGCGGCGGCAGCCCCAGAGUCGCUUCGUGAAGAAGGACGGCCACUGCAACGUGCAGUUCGUCCACAUGAGCGAGAAGGGCCAGCGCUACCUGGCCGACAUCUUCACCACCUGCGUGGACAUCCGCUGGCGCUGGAUGAUGCUCAUCUUCUGCCUGUCGUUCCUCCUCUCGUGGCUGUUCUUUGGCUGCGCCUUCUGGCUGGUGGCCAUCUUCUACGGCAACCUGGAGAACAACCCGCAGAAGUGCGUCUCCAACGUCAGCAGCUUCACGGCGGCCUUCCUCUUCUCCGUGGAGACGCAGACCACCAUCGGCUACGGCUACCGCUACGUGACGGAGGAGUGCCCGGUGGCCGUCUUCAUGGUGGUGUUCCAGAGCAUCGUGGGCUGCAUCAUCGACGCCUUCAUCAUCGGCGCCGUCAUGGCCAAGAUGGCCAAGCCCAAGAAGAGGAACGAGACGCUGGUGUUCAGCCACCACGCCACCAUCGCCAUGCGCGACGGCAAGCUGUGCCUGAUGUGGCGCGUGGGCAACCUGCGCAAGAGCCACCUGGUGGAGGCGCACGUGCGGGCGCAGCUCCUCAAGUCCCGCACCACGGCCGAGGGCGAGUUCAUCCCGCUGGACCAGGUGGACAUCGACGUGGGCUUCGACAGCGGCCUGGACCGCAUCUUCCUGGUCUCGCCCAUCACCAUCGUCCACGAGAUCGACGAGGACAGCCCCUUCUACGACAUGAGCAAGUGGGACCUGGACUCCUCCGAGUUCGAGAUCGUGGUGAUCCUGGAGGGGAUGGUGGAGGCCACGGCCAUGACCACGCAGUGCCGCAGCUCCUACCUGGCCAGCGAGGUCCUGUGGGGCCACCGCUUCGAGCCCGUCCUCUUCGAGGAGAGAAGCUACUACAAGGUGGACUACUCCCGCUUCCACAAGACCUACGAGGUGCCCAGCACGCCUCUGUGCAGUGCCAGGGAGCUCGCCGAGAAGAAGUUCGCCUCGUCCGGCUCCAACUCCUUCUGCUACGAGAACGAGGUGGCGCUGACGGAGAAGGACGACACGGAAGACGAUGACAGCGGCGGCGGCAGCGUGGGGCCCGACGGCACCAACACGGACGCCGUGUCAGACUCCGGGCCCAACCAGGCCAUGGUGCCCCUUGAACCCAGGCCCUUGCGGAGAGAGUCAGAAAUAUGACCGUUUGGACAAACCGAACAAAGGUUCGAGUUUCCUGAAAAAAAAAAAAAAGGAAUGUAAAAGCUGAACUACCCCUCGCGCCCAUGGCUUCUGAGCCCAACAGAACGGCUGUGAGGGAGGGUGGGGAGGGUGGACCGAGAACUUAAAAUAAGAAAUAAGAGUGUUAUUCUUGAAAAUAUGAAAGGUUGGGAGGAUGGGGGGGACAGAGGACACAGGCAUAGCACUGUUGGGUUUGUGCACAGAUACAGGGGCAAAAAGCUGUUGGAGAAAAUAAAUGUUAGUAAUUGCUGUUUAGUAAAUAAAUAAAUAUAUGUGGAUAAGCAAAAUGUGAAGGGAAAGAAAAGGAGGAAAAUAAGACAGUGUAAACUUGAAAAACUCAUGGGAAUGUCCUGUUGUUUAUCUGUCCUGAAAAAACGAAUAUGAUGGGUUCAGUAGCACGAUAUUGUUUUCUGUGUAGGUUUAUAUGCCUUACUAUGAGAAGCUGCUAUAGAUCUUUUUCACCUUUAUCUUUUUUCACAGUGUUUUUUUUUUAAGUAAAUGAAAAGCACUUUAAACAAUCAAGUGCCCCUAGAGUAGGAAAUAUAUUUAAAAUGUCAUAAUGAAAACACCAAAGAAAUUUUCCUCUUUUUUUGCACAGAAGUGACAUGAAAUAUGGUCUCAGUCUAGAAAGUUCUGAAACCUUGUUUUAAUCUGACAAACGUUCAUGCGGGAACAGCACUGGCAGCAGCAAGCGGAUUCUUCUUAGAAAGAGAGAAACGGCUGGGAUUUUGAGGAACCUCCGUCAAGCUUACCCCUAGCGGCAGACAUCUUGAAACCGAUUCAAUGCUGUGACUGCCAACAUUAGGUAAAUAUUUAUUCUGAAAGAGAAAAACGAUAACCCCUCUAAUGGAAAGUAAGAGUUGAAAAUGUUCCGAUCUCUGUGCAGGCUUCGUAACAGUGCAAUUCCAACCACUGACGCAUGCUGUCGUUGCUCUCCAUUUGGCCACGGUACUGUAAGUUGACACCCGUUGCAAGUAAACUAGUACAUGAUCUGUUAAUGAGCUGGCCUCUUAACAGAGACACAUACUUGUUCUCUUUUUUAAAAAAAAACAUGGCUUGUUAAAGUGAAGUGAUGUAUUUGUGGUCCCAUGGCACCCAGUUUUUUAAGUGAGAGAUCUUAAUUAUCAAUAGCGACUGCAACAUCAUUGAAGAAGCUGAGCCAAAUGUGUUGUGUAGCGUGUACAUGUGGGUGUGUUGGAGGUGGGGAGUAGCACUAGCAUACAUGUUUGUCAGAGCAGGGCUAAUGUGAGAGCAUGUACAUUACACUUGUAGGUCGAGCCGUCUUCUUCUUGACUAAGUAUAGCAUAGCCUUGCAACAUGAGAAUCUAGGCCAGAGUCAGAACAGCGUUCAUAAAAAUGUGAAAAACUUAGCAUUAGGCACUUUAAGGUGUCUGUCUGCAGGAUAUUUAUGGAUAGCUGCGGUGGGGGGUUUAGGGUGGGACAGUUUCAUAGCAACAUGUCAGCUUUCGUUGAGCAUUGCGGGACCAUUAGUUUGGUGGCAGACCACAUCCUAAACCAUGAAGACAUCCUUGUCUGUAAACAACUGAGUCAAUGAAGGUUAGUGAAAAAGCGCUGCUAAGUGACACACUGAAAUUCAAAAGAAAGAUUGAGGGCCGAAAUAUACUAAAAUGAAUUAUUUAAAAAAAUAAAUAAACAAGAAAUAUUGUUUUUAAAAACCCAGGGAGACUUCUGUUUCUUAACAAGUAAGUCAAGCACUGUGCUUUUGGUCUGUUAACCAAAGAUGGGGCACUUCUCCCCCUAAUAGAAUGGUUUAUUUUUCGUGUGUUUUUUUUCUAAUUCAUCUGUAAAUAUAAGAAGAUAUUUUCAUAUUUAUAGCCAAAUGUAAAUAUGAGUAGAACUUUGUGAAAAAGACAGAAUUAACCUGUUGUACUAUAAACCCCUAUAAGUACCCUUUCAGCAGGAUAGAGUUUAAGUCCUUUGAGUUAAUCUUGUUGGAGUGCUUCUGCUCUCCUUGUGUUUCCAAUUCAUUUGUUUGAAUUUUGGAACUUUACAUUGAACAAGCUGUAUUACAAGAGAGAUUUAAAUGUUAUACACUCCUUAAUUUAUUUAUUUAAAACUUUUCUCUUUGGUGUAACAGCGAAAGUAUUAUUCUUUUUUCAAAUUAGUAUACCUUGAAAAAUCUUGAAUUCAUGAUGACAGCAUUAUGAUAUAACAACCUCAAACUCGUGUUCAUGUCCUGUCAGUGUUCCUGUUGAUGUUGGAAAGUGUCUCGGUCAAACGCUUUGAAACGCACAAAAUGUUUCUGACAUUCUGGUGAGCCUCACUAAAAAUAAAGUUACUGUUCUUUUGCAGAAGAGGACCAUGCAGAACAUACUCCAGAUGUUCUCUUGACAUCUUCACGGGCUCUGGUUUAGGUUAACUGUUAAAAAAAAGGCAAGAUUGGACUGUACAUGAAGGACCUUUGGUCUACACUGAAUAUGGCACACUGGAAAGGCUGUGUCCUCAUAGCUUGGGAUGAAUAUCAAACCACUGAGUCACAGGACAUGAGCGGUUCCUCCAAGCCUUUAGUGCAUCAGCACUCACGAGAACCUCCCCAAAACUCUUUUUGACGAAAUAACACACGUAGAAGACCUCUAUUUAAUCAUUACUGCAUUUACUAUAUUUACUAUCAAAGACACAAGCUAUAGGAAAUACAGCAUUCCUAUUGCAAUGUUCGGUUCGUUGUACUCUUUUGUUCUUCUCCUAAACUGAAAUUGCCCUAGUCCCACACAUUAUUUGUGUGCUGUUUCUAUGAAAGUGGAACUUGGGGUAAAUAUAUGGAUAUAUAUAUGGAUAUGCGCCAAAAGUACUGUAAUCUCCUGGUGUUGUGGUGGUGUGUGCUUCUCUGAGCCAGAAGAGUGCAUGUAGUGAUGUCUAAAGGCUAGCAUCUGUGCUAGUAUCAUUGAAUGAAGACCUUGGCAGCAUUUUAUCUAUUUUUUUGUGUUGUAAAUACUACAUCAUUCACAUGUUUUUUUGUAUCAGAGUCUUCCUAAUGUAUAACAAGAAACAUGGAAUGUACAGAUUUUUUAUGUUCUGGACAAUCUCGUUAUUAUUAUUAAUAUUGUUAAUAUUAUGAUUGUGUACCAUUUUGCUUUGUUUUGGGUUUUUUUCCAAUAAAAUGGCAAAAGAUUAUAAGAAAA